CUUCGGGACUUGUCUUGUUUUGCCAAGAUAAAUAAUAAUAAACAUUUAUCUCACAUAUUUAACUCCUUCUUUCUUAUUUAUUUAUAAUCCUUUCUUCCUUUAUGCAAGAUCCUUUAAAAAAUGGAUAAUAAUAGUAAUACUGGAAGCCUUUUCUGUCGCUGGAAUAAUUGCUCAAUGUCUUUUAAUGAUCCAGAACAACUUUAUAUCCAUUUAACAAACGACCAUGUUGGUAGAAAAUCAACUGGAAAUCUAUGUCUAACUUGUGGUUGGGAGAAAUGCGAUAUUACAGUCAUUAAGCGUGAUCAUAUUACUAGUCAUCUUAGAGUUCAUGUUCCUUUAAAACCUCAUCAUUGCCAAUUUUGUAGUAAAUCUUUUAAACGACCACAAGAUUUGAAAAAGCACGAAAAGAUACACAGUGAGCAACAUAUUUCGAGCUUACGUUCUCACCAGAGAACACAACAUCCUUUAACACCUCCUAAUUAUAUACCGUAUUCUAGUAGAGAUGUGUCACCUAUUUUAUCUGAUCAUCAUCCUAUAUCACCACCUAUUAGUGCUUGUUCUGAUGAAACUUGGAUGUAUACAAAUAUGUCUCCAUCGACAACAGUAAGAUCUGAUAACCGUUUAGUUGCUCCUACUACUAAACAUCAUAAGGUUUCACAACAGUCUAAUCUUGUUCCACAAACAACUAAACCUGAUCAAAUUAUUCAUAACUUGCUUUUUCCAUUGGAAACAGACAUUUCUACUGCAGAGUAUAACAAUACAGCAAUAGAUGUUACUGGUAAUCUUGAUUUAAUUCAAAGUUAUCUAGAUGCAGGAGUGAUAAAUCAAUCAAAUUUUGAUUUAAAUAUUAAUAAUAAGCAACAGUUACAAGAUAUGAACAAUUGGUUAAGUCAUCUUUCUCAUAGUAUUCAAACUGAACAAUUACCUCAUCCAUCAUCGGUGUAUAAUUCAUCCAUAUCUACUACCUUUAUACCAUCCUUACAACAGUCAGAUUUUAUUAUGUCUCAAAAUAAUAAUAAUAAUAAUAAUAUAUAUCCUGUUUCAUCAACUAUUGGGGAUAAUGAUAUCUAUGUUCGUUCUCAGCCUAUAUUACAACCUGUGGCGCCAAGUCAAUGCACUAUUACUGCUAAUAACAUUUGCCCUGGUCAACCAUUACCUUAUUAUGAGCAGCAACCCUUUAUAUAUCAUCAUCAUCAUCAACAACAACAACAACAACAACAAAAUAUAGGUAUUACAGGACAACGUCAACAUUAUUCAACUAUUCCAAAUAUAUCAAAUCAUUUCUUCCAGCCUGAACUUCGAACUGCUAUGAAUUUCACUAAAGCGAAUAAUAGUCAUAUUAAAAAGGAAGAAGUUAUUUCAUUCAAACCUACAAAAGCUAUAGUUCAUAAUGACAAAAAGGAUAUCACUACUCUGACUAAUACUUUUUCCAGUGCAUUAGUCGAAAAUAAGAACCAAAAAGAAGACGAAGAAAAGAAGGAGACAAAAUUAAAUAAUUCAAUUAGAGAUUUAAUAAUAAGCGAUCUUUCUAAACUUUCUUUAAAUGAUAAUGACAAUUCAAAAGAACACUCGGAUUUGACAAAUAACAGUAAGAAUUCUAAAUCUCUGUCUUCACUCUAUCCUGCUACUGCUGAUGAUGCAACAACUAUGCAUAUUAAUCAGAAACGUCUUUUACUUGUGCAGAAAAUGAAGGACUGGAUAAAUGAAAACUAUCAUAAAAAUCAUCCUAAUCUUUAAAAGAGAAAAUGAAAUAAAAUAAAAUAAAAUAAAUAAAUAAAAUAAAUAAAAAAAA
Messenger RNA from Cokeromyces recurvatus, 1792 nucleotides. RefSeq lists its product as uncharacterized. Gene Ontology annotation, cellular component: nucleus. Bases 121 to 1737 code for a protein of 538 amino acids. Gene Ontology annotation, biological process: positive regulation of transcription by RNA polymerase II. The record is from RefSeq and is a predicted model, not a curated record. The transcript has 3 exons. Lineage: Eukaryota; Fungi; Mucoromycota; Mucoromycetes; Mucorales; Mucoraceae. Gene Ontology annotation, molecular function: zinc ion binding.